Messenger RNA from Mesitornis unicolor (brown roatelo), 401 nucleotides. RefSeq names its product chromosome unknown open reading frame, human C5orf49 (gene CFAP90). The transcript has 3 exons. The annotation marks the transcript as partial. The record is from RefSeq and is a predicted model, not a curated record. Lineage: Eukaryota; Metazoa; Chordata; Aves; Mesitornithiformes; Mesitornithidae.
GAAGUGGGCGAGGGCCUCCCCUUUCCUCUCUCUCUGCCUUCAGCCUCAUCCCGACCAGACGGGAAGGGCCUCCGGAGCUCAGCUAUUUCCACCGGGAGGCCAAGGUAGGACAUGUUUCUGUUUAUGAUUCCAUUUUUAAGAGGCAAGAGGAUUACAACAAACAUCUUCACCGAUCUGACAGACAACAUGCAAAGAGUCGUGGUCUUAACAUUAAUGAGGAGGAAAUGGCAAGACCUGUUGCUGUUUUGUCAUCUUCAGAGUAUGGGAGACGUGUAAAUAAGCCCAUAGAGCAGCCGAUCAGAGAUUAUGGAAGGAUUAAUCGCAUGAAGGCAGAAUUCUAUAGCAAAAAUGGCAUCACCUGCUUAUCAGAAAAACCUUCUCCAAGCCUGGAUCCAUGCUAA